AUGUCAAGGAUUAAACCAUAUUACAAAGCGGGAUUUUUCUCGCUAUUUUGGCCAAGCUGGAUUAGGGCUGUUUCAGUCAAAAAUAUCAACAGCGCGUGGAAAUCUGUUGGUCUAAAUCCUUGGGAUCCGGAUGUUAAUUUAGCACGCUUCACCAGGAAACAGGGAACAAGAAGAAAGACCUUCUUCUACUUCUGGAGCAAGUUGUUUCCAAUGGUUUAUGACGUAAAAGUCCGGAAACUGCAUGAGACGAUAAUGCGUCUUUCCACAGAGAAUAUCCUUGUCAAAACAUGCUACACAGGCCUGGAAAAUGCUCUCCGGAAUGAGCAGAAGGAGGGGCAGCGUGGAAAGCCUUUACAGCUUCGUCUUCAAACACCAGAAGAUGGUAAUGAAAUCUUCUAUAGCCCUAAGAAGAUUCAACAAGCACGCAACCUUCAAUCUGAGAAUGAAGAGGCUGCACGGCUUGCUAAAGAAGCUAAAGAGGAGGAUAAGAUACGUCAGCAGCAGGAGAAGGAAGAAAAACAACGGUUGAUUGAGGAACGGAAGAGAAUAAGGGAUGCAGGAGGCAGAGGGAAAAGACGUCAGAAAGAAGAGGAGAAGGCCACAAAACAAGCCGCCAUACAGCCUCUAAAUGAUAUUGAACAGGUCGAUAAAGAUAAGAAGAAGUCUGCGGAGCCUGUCACAGCAAAGGAAAAUGUCGGUUUAGCCGGGUCCUGGAUCACGAAGCACGUGAUUGCGGCAAGGGCAGUCCGACAGCCCUACUAG
This is a messenger RNA of Talaromyces stipitatus ATCC 10500, 762 nucleotides long. RefSeq lists its product as uncharacterized. The coding region runs from base 1 to 762 and encodes 253 amino acids. The transcript has 3 exons. The record is from RefSeq and is a predicted model, not a curated record. Lineage: Eukaryota; Fungi; Ascomycota; Eurotiomycetes; Eurotiales; Trichocomaceae.